Laccaria bicolor S238N-H82 is the source of this 909-nucleotide messenger RNA. RefSeq lists its product as uncharacterized. The record is from RefSeq and is a predicted model, not a curated record. The transcript is spliced from 2 exons. Lineage: Eukaryota; Fungi; Basidiomycota; Agaricomycetes; Agaricales; Hydnangiaceae. The coding region runs from base 1 to 909 and encodes 302 amino acids.
AUGAUCGCUCAAUCCUUCAAACUCGGUCCGAGCCAAGUAACAGCCACCAACAUCAGUGGUGUCCGACUCACUCUCUCCAAGACCUCCGACCAACAUUCGGACGUCAGCGACAUCUGGGUCAAAUACGGAGGCGAAAUCUCCAUGGGCGAAGCUCGGACACAACACUUUGUCUCUCAAUACCUCCACAACACGAAAUGCACAACCGUGCGUGCUCCUCGCGUUUAUAUCGCCUUUACGUGGAAGCGCUUUGGGUUCAUCGUUUCGGAGUUAAUAUAUGGAAAGCAAUGUGAGAGCUCGGAUGAUGUACUCAUCAGCGAUGCUGUAAAAACCCUCAUUAGCAUCCCGAGCCCCGAUUCGAGAAAGCCUGGGCCUGUAGGGGGAGGUCUGAUCGGGCACCCGUUUUUCUGUCAUCGGUUGGCUGAUAUUGAAUAUGAGUCCGUCGAGGACUUGGAGGAUCAUGUGAAUGGGAUCCUCACCGUAACAGAACGUAAACCCCGCGUCAACUUCCGUGACGAAGUCGCCACACACGGACUACGUCUCUGCCCCUCAGACCUGAAAUACGUCAACUUCCUCAAAGAUACAGAUGGGGGCAUCGUAGCGGUGGAUUUUGCAGGCUACUCUUUCCUUCCGCCUUCCUUUUUCGUGUUUGCUUUGACGCAGGGAAGUCUGGCGUACCGCAUUUCCGUGAUUCUUGAUUAUCUAAUGUCGUCGACGAAUGCAAAGGGAGUGGCGAGCGCUUCGUAUGCGUUGGUUCCGUUUCAUAGUAAUAAAAUUGGUGAGCUGAUCUCCUUCUUUUCUAAGGACAAGGAGCUCACCGUACUUACUGGACAGGCCUUCCGAAACGACUGCGGUCCAAACUUCUUUUCUAGACGCACGCGCCGCACAAGCCGUGUAGAUCUGGAACCGUGA